AUGACUUUAUUAGAUUUUUUAGCUUUUAGAAAGACACCUGAUACAGUUUAUAAGUUUAAAAUAUGUGUAACAAAUGUAUUAUCUUUGCAGAAUAUAAACCACAAUUUAAAUACAAUAUACGAGUACAUUUCAUACGAGCAGGGCAAGUCAUUGUCUGUAUGCACCCAGUAUUUUAUAGAUAACGAAUUGGCUUCGUCCUUCUCUUUAAUAAAAGAUCCUUGUAUAGAAAACUUUUUUAUUAAAUUGAUCGGAACACUAAACAAAGAGAAUCUAAAAAAGCUUGUUGUAGUGAAUAUUCUUACUAGUAAGGUAUGUCCAAUAUACUCAGAGAGACUUGUUGCAUAUAACAUGGAGGUAGAUACAUUUUAUAUUAAAUUUUUAACUGAUAAUUUCUGUAAAGAUAAAAUGUAUAGAUACGCUACUCUUCUUCUUUUUAAUCUUCCUGUGUUCAGUAAGUUUUAUAAAGCACGAUUACCCUAUAAAAUAAUCCAAUACAUUAAUACAAGUGAGGAUGUAGAAGCAUUUGGGAUGUAUAUGAUGUUUAUACUUAAAGAACAAACGAAUAGGAGAGUGUAUUCACUAGAAUACAAUAAUAACAUAGUACAAAACAUUAAUACAGUAACAAAUGCUGCAAGUUUUUACAAUCUGGACAGUAACAUUUCAUACGUUAAUUUUGAAGACAUAAAAUCUGUCCGUAAACAUGAAGAUUAUAAAGAUUUGGACUUUAGAAAUAAGAAAGUCACAUAUUACAGAGCGAUAUUGUCACUUAAUGCGAUUGAUGAGAUUACAGAGACAAUUGUACAUGAAUUUACUGAAAUAUUUACCAACACACAUGAAAAUAUAGAUUUUUUAAAAUUUUUAAUUAAAACGUAUCCUUUUGUUAUAGGAAAAUAUAUGGGUACAUAUAAGCAUCACACGAAUGACUGGAGUGUAAAAGAAGUAUAUAACACCCUCAUAUCAAAAACUAAAGAAUCUAAAACUUCUAAUCGAUAUACACCGAUGAAAAUUACUGGUAAUUUUUUACAGAAAAUAAUAGAUCUAGAAGUUAAAGACGAGGAAAUAUAUUUUUUUGUCUUUUUUGUAAACAGGAAGGAACUUUUUACUAAUUUUAAAAAUAUUGAACGGCUUAUGGAUGAUAAUUUAUAUUUUCAUGGUACAAUAAUUAAUUUGUUACUUAACAAAUAG
This is a messenger RNA of Vairimorpha ceranae, 1185 nucleotides long. RefSeq lists its product as hypothetical. NCBI's taxonomy places the organism in Eukaryota, Fungi, Microsporidia, Nosematidae. The record is from RefSeq and is a predicted model, not a curated record. The transcript has a single exon. Bases 1 to 1185 code for a protein of 394 amino acids.